Messenger RNA from Didymodactylos carnosus, 979 nucleotides. Lineage: Eukaryota; Metazoa; Rotifera; Eurotatoria; Philodinida; Philodinidae. The record is from the annotation of a GenBank genome assembly.
GGUUUUGGUUAUUUUUUAGAGUUUCUGAAAAACUGGUUUUCCAGAAAAUCACUCUCUGGAGGCCUAGCAGCACGUCUCAUGUUGAUAUUCGGAAUCAGUAUGGUCGACUACCUAUAGUCCACUAAGUUUCGGCUCGAAAGCGAUCGGACAGUUGGAGACCUUCCCUCGUCAGUUCAACUAACAAAUGAUAUGUAGCCGUCAUAUCAUCAUGAACAUUCAAUUUAGGACUUAUGCUAACGAAACUAAUUGAACAUUCUUCGCCACGAUAAAAUUACUAUAUCUAUGAUGCUAUUAAUAAUUAUAGAAACGGCUCAAUAUUAAGCAAUCAUUCAUUUAAUAAUAACAUUAACAACAGUAUCCAACGAUCAAGCGAACCAAAAUAUGCAGUCAAAAAUAGUAACCAGCUUCGUGUACAACAGGUAUCAUAUCUGUAAAUCUCUUUUUUUUUGAGUUCAGGCAAUUUUCUAUUGAGAGAACAGCGGAGAAAAACAGUAAUAUCUGAAAAAAUGUUCAGUCGUUAGCUUUAGUGUAAGUAACACUAUAAACACAAAUAGGUCACAUAAUGCUACUGUGUUCUUUAUAUAAAUAUUUUAAAGAAUGUUUUUGGCAUUUUUAUUUCCUGUAGGAUCAACGUUCAUCUAGUCCAUUUCGUAAUGUUAAAAAAUUAUUGACUCCUGAUUGUUCACCAAUACAAAAACAACAAACAAACAAAACAAAUCAAAAUAGAAAAUUACAGAGCAUCAAGAAUAAACAAUCACGACAACCAACUUUAAUUCGUUCAAUUCCCCGUCCAGCUGGUUAUAAUCACUUAUCCAUUUCAACGAAUAGUCCAAUGGCCAUGUUAUUCGAUUCAUCUCCAAUUUCUUCACAUUUCGUUAGAGAAGAUUCUCUACCGAUAAAAAGUGGUCAAACGCUAAGUCAAUAUGCUCGUCAAGUAUUAGAUAGUGCAUUAAAAGAUUUAAUGGAAUGCUCAAUGUGA